CAGUUGUUUCGUGACCGCUUGUCCGUCUGUCCGUCAUCUCCGAGACCCCCAGAAAUUGAACUAGAAUAAAGUCGACCAUGUCGUUUGAUAGAACUGGAGAAAAGCUGCAGGAACUCAUUUGCAUGGUUACCUUGACGUCGAUGGUCGUUUUCUGCCUCAUCACGCCGACGACUCUGGCCGCUUCCGGAUUUCUUCAACCGGCGCUGAACUUUCAUUAUCAGCCGCCGGAAGCGAAAAUGGACACCGGGACCACGACGACGACGACAACAACAACAACGACGACGACCCUGACCGUCGACGACACCAACGUCUCGUUCCUCUUCAAAGUGAAAGUCUACCCGUUCCGGCGCAAAUUAUUCGCAGCCGUGACGGCCAACAACCAGGAGAUGAUGAAGGCGACGGCCCGGUUCGGCGGACCGGAGACGGGCGUCGUCAAACGGCCGACCACCAGAGGAAAUAACGACAGCAACGGCGUCGUGGCUUUUGGCGUCGAUCUCGGACUGCCAGGAACGCUGGGCGGAAUGGGCUACGGCCACCAAUAUCCAUUCUCUUUCCCGUUUGAAACGUUUUCCAUUUCAUCCGUCCAGGUGCGGACGGAAUCUCAUCUGGCUAAUAAUGACAUUAGCGACGAUCACGCCGAAUACUAGCCCCAAUUUAAUUUGACAACAUAUUUUAUUUAGUGACUAAUUUUAGAUUGAAUGAAUGAGAAUAAAAAAGGCCAAAUGUU
This is a messenger RNA of Daphnia pulicaria, 727 nucleotides long. RefSeq lists its product as uncharacterized. Bases 78 to 647 code for a protein of 189 amino acids. The record is from RefSeq and is a predicted model, not a curated record. Lineage: Eukaryota; Metazoa; Arthropoda; Branchiopoda; Diplostraca; Daphniidae. The transcript is spliced from 3 exons.